Messenger RNA from Enterobius vermicularis (human pinworm), 1473 nucleotides. Lineage: Eukaryota; Metazoa; Nematoda; Chromadorea; Rhabditida; Oxyuridae. The record is from the annotation of a GenBank genome assembly.
AUGAAGAAAGGGAAAAAAGUAGACACGGAAAUGAAGAAAUUUGAAGAAGGAAAUACGGCUUUCAGUAUCUUAUAUCGUUGGUCGUUUUGGACGGUCACCAGUGGUAUUUUGAUGCUAAAAUGUCUUCUUAUUCCGUCAUAUCAUAGCACCGAUUUUGAGGUUCAUAGAAACUGGAUGGCUAUUACGGCGAACUUGCCUAUUGAGCAGUGGUAUUACGACGAAACUUCGAAAUGGACACUUGACUAUCCGCCAUUUUUUGCCUACUUUGAGUGUAUAUGGAGUUUGGUUGCCAACCAGUUAAUACCAAGCUCUCUCAGACUUCAAAAAGAGCCUAUAUUUUCGUUAGAAUUACUCUACUUUCAUCGCUUCACAGUGAUUCUGACUGAUAUGAUUUAUAUUUUUGGUUCCGCUUUCUGUGCGAAUUGCCUUGCUCGUUUUUCGCGUCCCCUUAGUCACCUUAGUGCAGAAGCACUCGGAAUAACACUUGUAGCGAAUAUUCCACUCAUCCUUGUCGACAAUAUACAUUUCCAGUAUAACAGCUUCCUUACUUCAUUCCUGCUCUUCUCAAUCGGAUUUGCAUCAAAAAAGAAUUAUCUUCUGGCGGCUCUUUUUUUUAGCAUAUUGCUGAACUUCAAGCAUAUUUAUCUUUACUACGCACCUGCUUACAUUGUAUUUUACCUUGCAGAAUAUUUCUGCGUCAAGAAUACUGUGGAAUUUCUUUCCCGGAUACUCAAACUUGGUUUAACAGUAAUAUUACCAUUUGGUUUAUCCUUCGGAGUAUUCGCAUAUCGCUCUGGCGUCAUGGCCAUCUGGCAAAUUAUAAGCCGUUUGUUUCCGUUCCAGAGGGGGUUGACUCAUGCUUAUUGGGCACCAAAUUUGUGGGCUUGCUAUAAUUUUGUCGAUUUUAGUUGUUAUAAUGUUCUCAAGUUUCUCGGAAAAUUACCGAUUGAGUCUAAGCCGCCAGCGUACACUUCCGGGCUUGUACAGGAAUACUUUCAUUCAAUUUUGCCUAAUAUCCCCGCGGUAGUGACGUUGUUGCUCACAUUGUUACUGCUUACACCGAUGGUUACAUUUCUAUUUAAUGAGAUCUCACCAUUGAAUAGGAUUGCAGUUUUAUUGACCCACUCUGCUUUUGCUUUCUUUCUUGCUGGUUAUCACGUUCAUGAGAAAGCUAUAAUUAUGAUUUUAAUUCCAUACACAGUUCUUGCGUUUAGUGAUCAUAAAUAUAUUCGGUCUUUGAUGAACUUGUACGUAGCAGCAAACAUCUCUCUAUUUCCCUUAUUUUUCACUUUCUUUGAAAAUUGUAUUAAGGUAACAUUGGCUGUAUUUUCAUAUUUUUUUAUGAGCACAAUAUUAGGACUUAUCGAGAACUCGAAGCAAAACAGGAGUUUUUUGUCAGCAGCUUAUCAUCUGGCACUCAUAGCUGUACAGUCGUAUUCGUUGCUCAUUCAUCCAGUCAGUGUAGUUACUUAA